AACAUCUUAGCCAACCCUCUCUCUCUCUCUCUCUCUCUCAUAAUCUCAUUCACUUUGAGUUUGACCCGUCGCCAGCCACCGGCACCUUUUUUUUCCUACUCCAAUGGCGACCCCACCCUGCACUGCACCAUCUCUCUAGAGAGGAUCUUUCCAAGGCUUGAGAAUUGAGCCCCUCUUUGUCUGAAGAGCAGAAAGCUUAAAUAAUCUUGCUUUCCUCUUUCAUUUCCCUUUUGCUUCCCUGAAACCCUAGCUAUAGCACCUCUCUCUCUCUCAAAAUAAAGGGAAAAGAAGCACAAAAAAGAAAGUAUUUUCUCAUCAGAACCCAAGAAGAAAAACAAGAGGAAAAGAGAGCCUCUUCACUUCUCUCUCUCUUUCUGCUGCUAUACAUCUCAUCUAUUCAGGCUUUCACAUACAUAUAGUCAUCAUAUUAUUAAGAUCUGUGGUUAGCCAUAUUAUUCUCUCUUCUUUUAAUAGAAACUUUGGCUCUCCAAGUGAAAGACAAGGAAAAGAUUUUGCUUCCAUUUCAGAUCUCAGGGCUUCAAAGUUAAAGAUAUGUUCCUCUCUCUCCAAAAGCUGUUGUAGGAGAAGGAGAGAUGAGAUAUGCAUCACUCUUCCUUCACUUCAUCCCUUCUUUUCCACUACCCUCAUAAUUAUUUGCUUCUCUCUCUCUCUCUCAUAUUUUGCGACCAUCUCCAAAUAUAUCUUCUUGUUCUAGAGUUUAAUUUAUCUUCAAGCUUUGCUUGGUAGCUAGAGGCUAGCCAUGGAUUCUGGUAAUAGUGGAAGUAUGUCUUCAAGUGGUGAAGAUCAAGACCAUGAAACCUCACGACCCGAAUCCCUCCCGGGUUACUUGAAUUCUCCAACCCAAUUCGGUUCUUCCGACCCAAUAUUACACCCUUCUCUCCUUUCUCAUUACCAAAACCACAACCACCAACCCACCACUACCGCUACACUUUUUGAUCAUCAUAAUUACAAUUAUGAUCACCACAAUCUCCACACAACAUUGUCUCAUCAAAUACCCCAAUCCAACACUUCAAACCCCAAUUUCAUGCCCGACCCAAGAUCCACCCGACCCAACUCCACCAACCCAAUUCCCAACCCACCACCCUCAUCCCACCACCAAGGACCUAGCCGAGCUUCAUCCUCAUCAGCGGCAGCGCAGACCCGAAACUCCAAGAAGAGGACCAGAGCAUCUAGAAGAGCACCAACCACUGUGCUGACCACCGACACAUCCAACUUCCGAGCAAUGGUGCAGGAGUUCACUGGCAUCCCAGCUCCCCCAUUUGCAGCCUCCUCCUCCUCAUCCUCGUCGUUUUCGCGACGGUUCGAUAUGUUUGGCUCUGGAAUGAGAUCUGCUCAUCAUUUGGACACGUUGGGGCCUCUCUACCCUCUGCGUCCCUCAGCUCAAAAGGUCCAGCAACCAACCCCAUUUCUCUCUUCUAAUAAUUCUCCUUCUAAUUCUGCAUUGUUGAUGAUGAGCAAUAGCGGCGGUUUGGUGGAUGCCACUAAUAUUGCUACCACUAGUAACAAUAGCAACAACAAUUUCAACCCAACAACUUACCAAUUGCUAAACCAAGGCCUCUUCCCCAGCAUGCAAAACCCAAUUCUCACAUUUCAACAUGAGCAGCAGCCACAUCCUUUCCACUCUUCUUCAAUGAAUUUGGCCAGCUUUGGGGCAAGGCCUGCUCGGGGAGUGAUUGGUAAUUUAGCCAUGCAUUCAUCUCUUGAGGACCCAUUGGGGGGCAUGAGCCAUGGAUCAUACACAAGCCAGCUUGGUGGUGGUGUUGGGGGAUCAUCACUGGACAGCAGCCACGUGGCAGCUUCAGGUGGGCACAAUGGCUGGAGGGAUCAUGGAGUUGGAUCAAACGAUGGGAGAUUGUCAGCAGCACUGGAUCAGCAUUUGAGGCCUAAUUUGGACAAGUGCUUGGAGAUGAACAAUGUUAAUUCUAAUACCAGAGGUGAAGGUACAGUUGAGUCUUGGAUUUGUCCUAAUUCUGAGUAGAUUAUAUAAUUAAUGGAGGAGGUGGACAGAGGCCAUGGUGGUGGUGGUGAUAAUGGAGAAGCUAUACAUAGCUGUAGCUGCUUCUGUUCUUUUUAUUUCUCACCACUCAAUCAUUUUGCAGUAUGAAUAUAAUUAAAUUUUUGGGUUAACCAAUGAAAUUAUGAAAAUAAUGAUAGAUUUGUAGAUAGGUAGCUAGCUAGGUAUAUACAUAGCAUAUAUCUUCUUAAAUUAUUAUUUAUAGCUCGAAUUUGUAGAGUAUUUAUUUUCUUUUA
This is a messenger RNA of Prunus persica (peach), 2271 nucleotides long. RefSeq names its product integrator complex subunit 6 homolog. The record is from RefSeq and is a predicted model, not a curated record. NCBI's taxonomy places the organism in Eukaryota, Viridiplantae, Streptophyta, Magnoliopsida, Rosales, Rosaceae. The transcript has a single exon. Bases 761 to 1999 code for a protein of 412 amino acids.